Molecule: messenger RNA, 1745 nt
Organism: Schistocerca americana (American grasshopper)
Lineage: Eukaryota; Metazoa; Arthropoda; Insecta; Orthoptera; Acrididae
Product: unconventional myosin-Vb-like
Exons: 11
Coding region: 144-1727 (527 amino acids)
Molecular function (GO): GTPase binding
Source: RefSeq, a predicted model, not a curated record
GAAAAGCAGAAGAAGUAGAAAGAAUUAAUAAAGAAAAUCUUAGAUUAAAAGCUGAGCUUGACAAAUUAAAUGAGAGAAUAAAAUCUAAUCAGUUUGGAGCAGCAGUAGAGAAUCUACAGGCCUGUGUUGAGCUAAAAAGGCUGAUGCUGAGCAAAGAUAGAGAUGGAUAUCAGAAACUCCUGGAAGAGCACAACCUAUUGAAAAAACAAAAUAAAAGCUUGAAGAAUGAAAUGGGUCACCUGCAAUGGCAUGGGCAUUCUAAAACUACUCAUCAGUGUUCUUUUUAUAGUCCAAUCACUGUUAGUGCACAAGAUAAAACUAUAAGUAGUGUAUCUGAGCAUGGGGAAGAUACUGAAGGUGUUCAAUUGGUUCUCAGGCUCCACCAGAAGGUAAACGAAAUGGAAAAAGAAAGAAUCGAGUUGCAGAAACAAGUGGAAGAGAGCAGUACAAUCAGCUGCAACUUGAAGUUGACAGAUGGCGAGAGGAAUGCAUUCAGUUACACAGUUCUUCAAGAAAAACUAGAUUUAGCUAACGAGGAACUUUCACAAUGCAAGAACAGCUUAAAAUUGCAAACUGAAGUGCUGAAGGAUGCAGGGUUGUUUUCCAGCAAAUUAGAUAACAAUGCUGAAACAGCUGAAAACUCAAUAGAGGAAAUGCUAGUGAAGAGGCAAGGUCAAAGGAAUAACAGAAGAGGGAUAAGAAAGAAGGAAAGACAUUACCAAGGAAUUUUUGAGUUUCACAAAGAGGAUAUUAGACAUAUUGUUAGGCAUGUGAUAUUUGCAACUAUCUACACCAUCGAAAAAGUUACUAAGAAAGGCCAUGAUGAUAUUGAUAUAAUGGUUUUGUGGCUUUCAAAUACUGUGAGACAUCUGCAUAAUCUGAAACAGUAUAGUGGAGACAAAACAUUCCAAACUGAAAACACAUCACUACAGAAUGAACAGUGUCUACAGAAUUUUGAUCUCACUGAAUACAGAGAAGUUCUUUCAGAUACAGCUGUAGAAAUCUACCAGAGUCUUGCUGGGCACAUACAAGAAAAGAUACAGCCACUGGUGGUGCCAGCUAUUCUUGAACAUGAAGAAAUAAGUGGCUUGACAAGUCAGAUAGCUAGUGGAAAGAGAGGAAGAGCUGUGUUGUCAUCAUGGGAUUCUGAGCCAUUUUUGGGUGUACAGAAGUCAUUGGAUGCACUCUUGCAGGAACUAAAUUAUAUCUAUAAAGUUAUGGGGAACCAUGGUGUUGACCCAGAACUUACUGUCCAGAUAUUUCAGCAGGUAUUCUACUUCAUCUGUGCCAUUUCAAUGAAUAAUCUACUGCUCCGAAAGGAUUUGUGUCAUUGGAGUAAAGGAAUGCAGAUAAGAUAUAAUCUAUCACAUCUUGAACAGUGGUGUCGUGACAUGAGACUACAGAUAAUCAAAAUACUCAAUCUGUAUACAACCAUUGAUGAAUCUGAAGAAUGUGUUCCUGUCAGCUUUAUUUGUAGAAUACAGGCCAAGCUCCUGGAAAGAAGUGAACCUCAGAAACAGGCCACAUUGCUGAUGGACACAAAAUUCAUGUUCCCAGUAAGAUUUCCUUUUAAUCCAUCAAAAAUCAAGCUUGAAGAUAUAGAAGUACCAGAGGUGUUGAACCUACCAAUGCUGAAGAAAGUUUCAACUUGUGAGAGUAGUGUUCAUCAGGAAAACAGAAAUGUGCCCUACUACAAGGUUUACGUAGAUUUCCUUCUGGAGAUCUGAGUUCUGAAGUAAUAAAUG